Messenger RNA from Vicia faba (fava bean), 648 nucleotides. The record is from the annotation of a GenBank genome assembly. Lineage: Eukaryota; Viridiplantae; Streptophyta; Magnoliopsida; Fabales; Fabaceae.
AUGCAAGUCUUUCCCAAUUCUUAUCUCUUCACUUUUCCUAAACCCUUAAACCCCCCUCUCCACUUUUCCACUUCCACUAUAGUCCUCCGCCUCUACUCUUCCGAAAACCACCACCCUCCACCGUUGCAAAGUCCUUCUCCUCCGACGAGUUCCCCAUCGACGAGACCUUCCUCCAGACUUUCGGCCCCAAUAGCAAGGAAUCCGAGGAUGAAGCUCGAAAGCACAACUGGAUCGAACGCGGGUGGGCUCCCUGGGAUGAAAUCCUCACUCCCAAAGCCCAAUUCGCGCGUCACAGUCUCAACGAAGGAAAUUGUAAGUGCUGGAGGCAGUACAGUAUGGGGGAGUCCUGCAGAUGUAGGAAGUGUUGUAGGAGGGGAAGCAUUUGAUGUGGUUUUGGACAACAAUGGCAAGGAUCUUGAUGCUUCGAGGCCGGUGAUAGAUUGGGCCAAGAGUGCAGGUGCCAAGCAAUUCUUGUUCAUCAGUAGUGCCGGAAUCUACAAACCAACGGAUGAACCUCCUCAUGUUGAAGGGGAUGCUGUCAAAACAGAUGCUGGUCAUGUUGGAGUUGAGAAAUACAUUGAAGAAACUUUUGACAGUUGGGCAGUAUUUAGGCCACAGUAUAUGUUAGGGUCUGGAAAAUGCAACUAG